Drosophila mauritiana is the source of this 327-nucleotide messenger RNA. RefSeq lists its product as uncharacterized. The coding region runs from base 23 to 256 and encodes 77 amino acids. The record is from RefSeq and is a predicted model, not a curated record. Gene Ontology annotation, biological process: mitochondrial respiratory chain complex III assembly. The transcript has a single exon. Lineage: Eukaryota; Metazoa; Arthropoda; Insecta; Diptera; Drosophilidae.
ACUAGAGGAUACCGCUUCCAAAAUGCUUAGUAAUCCCUACUUUAAGUCCGUUUUGUGGCUGAUUGGCUUCGGAGGAAUGGGCUACGGCCUAAUGGUGCUAACCGAGCCGAACGUCGACAAAAUAGAGCGCAUCAAAGCCUCCGUUUCAAGUACCAAACUUAGUGCGGAUGAGCAGCGAAAGGCUCUGUUCAUGAAGAAGCUGCAGGAGGCGUCCACCACCAGUGCCCCAAUCUACAGGUCAUCGGCCGAAAAAUAGGAUAGUUAGGAAGCUUAAUCGUCAAUUUAUCAAUUUGUUAUACUUUUAAAAUACAAAUGUUAAGCAUUUAA